GCGCGUAUAUAACGUAUAUGGACACGUCAGGAAAAAAACUUUAGGAAGCCCAAACAAUGAAAUUUGCACAAUCGGUUUGAUUAAAAUCUUUUGCCUAUGAGCAAGCAGCUCCAGAAAGGGGCACUCAUCGCUAAGAUGGCUGCCGCCAUGAUGAAGAGAAAGAUGGAUAAGAAGAAAAGAAGGUUAGCCGAAUUAAGAGACAUGCAGGAGGACUUAGUAAGUUUCUACAGGCAACAGUGCUAUACCCUACCUCUGUCACCUUUAAUGGAAGAAAAUGACACACCUAUCCUCGAAUUCUACGUCAAACCAGAUAUAAAUUCUGUGGAAACUGUGAGAUUGUGGGGAGGUGGCAAAGAAGUUAGAUCAAAGGUUACAUCAUUGCAUGAUGUGUUUUACAAGGAAAAUGAACUGUGUCGUGAAAUUUACCUUAUUGCAGAUUCGGGAUUUGGGAAAACAGCAUUUAGUAAACGGCUCGUUUUGGCAUGGUGUCAAGCCAAAAAACAUAUCCAAGAUGAGGAAGAAUACUUUGAUGAGGAAGCUAUUGCAACCAUGUCAGAGUUUGAUCUUGUGUUCUUUCUGUCAUUACAUGAUUGUUCAUUGAAACAAUAUGACAUUGAUGACAUGAUCUUAAAACAAAUAAUUCAAGCGCUAGCACACACGUCUCUUACAAUGAAUGAGCUUGAAAACCUUCUUUCUCGGGUCAAAUACCUUGUGAUUCUGGAUGGUUUGGACGAGUGGACACACCCAUUGCCUGUCAAUAAACAAGGUCACAGUGAUAUUCCACACAGGAAAGCUAGGGAAUGUACAAUCCUCACAACAAGUAGACCAUGGAAGUUUGGUAUUAGUAAGAUACGUUCAAGUGAAAUAGAGCGAAAGUUGGAACUUGUCGGACUUUGUAAAGAAUCUGCUAAAAGUUUGAAGAAGAGUGUGAUCUCACUAUUGUGUGGUAAAACUGACGUAGAAAAAAAUGUUCAUGACUUUGAUCUCGCUGUCAGUGAUAGAGGCAUUUCAGAUUGGGAAACUACUCCGCUCCUACUGACGUAUCUUCUCUGCUUAUGGUGUGAUGUUAAAGAUCUAGGAAGAUCUAGAACUGAGUUAUAUUGUCAAAUUGUAGAACUGCUUCUAAAACACACGUUUGGAAAGUACCCUGAAAUGCAACAGUCACACGAGCACUCCCCGAGUUAUAUCCCGCAAUGCUUCAGUAAACAUGAACAUUGUACUAAAUACAGCAUAUAUCUGAAAGAUUUGGCACAAUUGGCAUUUGGAACUUUAUUCAGUGAAACAAAGGAAAGCACACUUGUUUUCCUCAAGUCAGUUGCUGAUAAGUAUCUGUCAAAAGAUUCUUUGAAAUUGAGUCUUCACUUGGGACUAUUAACGCAAAGUACAGAAAAGACAUUAACCAAACAAACUUCCAAAGUUUCUUUUGCUCACAAAACAGUGCAGGAAUUUUUUUGCGCAUUGUAUAUUUGCUGUCAAAAUGAAAGUGAUGUCAAAAACAUUGUUCAAAAAUACUGCAAAAGUUUGCAAAGUAUUCUGGACAUGUCGACAGUAUUCGCUUUUAUCAGUGGAAUGAACGCAGAUAUCAUUUCUUCAAUAUCACACCAGUUCAUGUCUGUGAUAAGGGAAGAUGAGAUAACGAGCGAAUACAGGUCUACAACUGAUCGUGACUGUGAACCUCUGAAAGACAUACAAGACAUGUACAUUUCUUGUUUAAAAGAAAACACGAGCAGUAAGGAACUCAAACUUUUCUGCCAAGAUUUUUUCGUUAGCUAUGAUUGUCAAGAAGAAAAAUACUUCCCAUAUUUAACACGGCUCGUAAAAAACAACCAAAACAACAUGGAGUCAGUAAAUAUUGACACAGAAGAUGGUCAUAGUCUACAUGAAAUUAUUAAUAAUUCAUUUGCAGUCAACGAACUCUUCAGCAUCAAUAAAAUAUUCUACUGCAGUGAAGAUGAAAACACGCACCUUCCUGUACUGUUAUACAGGUCACCGAAAUGUGUCACAGUUAUGUCGUCAGGUACUUGGAGCCGUGAAAUACCAGAAACAUUACAGAAUAAUUCUCUGUUACAAGCAAUUCAUAUCUGUAAUUGUGAGAUGAGUCAUGAUGUACUGAAUGACUUCCUGAAUUACAUUAUGAACCGAAAAACAAUGACAGAGAUUAGAUUGGAGCUCGUAUUGUGUACCGAGCACGAUGAUUCGUGUACUUUCAAUUUGGAUUUUUGUCAUCAUUCAGAUCUACGGAAAUUAGAAUUGUGCAUGAUACCUAAAGUGUCACAAUUGACAGUUAAUAGCCAAGUGAAAAAAGUGAAGUUGUUUGGGAAUAUCAAUCUAGAUGAAAGGUCCCUGCCUCCUGAAAUGGUAAAUAUUGAACUUGUUGAGUUGUGGGAUGUAAACAUCUCCGCUUCAGCAUUCCGUCUUCUCGUUAAGGCAGUGGAGAAACUUUCACACAAAGUGACAGUAAAAAUAAACUGUUGUAAUAUAGCACCGAGAACAGAGUUUGAAGAUGUUAAACAAUAUAUACGCUUAUCUCAGAAUUUCCGAGUCGUGGAGAAUGAACGUCGGAGGUUUGAGUUUGAAACAAAAGUUGAAAGUUAAGUUACUAAAUAAACUCGGACUGAUAGUGUAAAUAUUUUAUUAACGCUUUUCAUUAUACCCCCACCACACGUUUGGGGAGUGGGCUAUAUAGGAGUCAGUUUUGUCGCGUCCCGUCAGUCGCAAAAUCUAUUAUCUCAGUUAUUACUAAAUGGAUUUGAUUCAAACUUAAAAUAGUUGUUCCACCUCAUCACCCACAUCAUGUGACAUAAGGUGCUUAACUCUGACAUCAAUUUUUAGCUCACCUGAGCAAUGCUCAAAAAAUAACUCAGUCUUAAUUAACGAUCAUGAUUUUCUUUUAUUUCAACCAUUAUUAAGUCACCAAAAAAUGUGUUUAUAACAUAUAAAAUAGACAAAUAUUUUGUUAAUUAGCGUACAUUGAAUAAGCACGAAAAAAUACAGUCAUGUAAUUUCAUCAAUAAUAAUUACGGAUAUAAUCACACAAGAUUUGUUUUCAAACAGUUACCGGUAUUCUACGUACGUUUUGCUCAGUCAUUAAAAUCCUUCGAACUCACUAUCGGAAUCACUGUCAUCUGCCAAUAAUGAAAGUAGAUCGGCCUGUGAAAUCUGGGGGGUCAUAGGGAUCAAGACCCUCAUUGUCAUCUCCUUUGGAAAUCUGAACAUCAUUAUGAAAGUUAGCACUUUCACCACUAAUAAACUCAUCAAACAAAGCAUCAUCUUGACUUCCGUCCAACGAAUUGGAUAUACCACACUUGAGAAAUGAUCUGAUCACCAUUUCAUCACUUAUACCGUCCCAUGCAUUUAAAAUCCACGUGCACACAGUCACUAAGUCCGGCCGCUUUCUGUUUCCAUGCUUAGUGAACUCAUGCGGUCCAUCUACCAUCCACUGAUUCCAUUGGUGACGCAUAUUUACUUUGAAUGGCUUAUUUAGUGACACAUCAAGCGGCUGUAAAACUGACGUUCCAGCAGGAAUCACUGCGGUGCGCGUUUUUUUCUCACUUAAAUCCUUUUUUACAGUCUCUAACAAAUGCACUCUGAACUGAUCCCACACCAGUAAUGAUUUUUUACUUAAUCCACCUGGACGCGAAAACCACACUUUAUCUAACCACUCGCGUAACACCUUUUCAUCGACCCAUCCGUUUUGUUGCGCAAACACUAGAAUUCCUGGGGGAAACUUUUCCUUAGGAACAGUUUUCCUUUUUAACACCACCGCCGGUUUCAACUUAGUCCCAUCAGCCAUACAUGCAAGAAUGACAGUGAAAUGAGUCUUUUCAUGUCCGGUAGUUUUAAUUGAUUGGUAGGUCAGUAGGUCUAAAAAUAGAAAAACCUUGUGACAUCUCUAGAGGCCAUAUUUUUGAAUGGAUCUUCAUGAAAAUUGGUCAGAAUGUUCAUCUUGAUGAUAUCUAGGUCAGGUUCGAAAGUGGGUCACGUGCCUUCAAAAAGUAGGUCAGUAGGUCAAAUAAUGAAAAAACGUUUUGACCUCUCUAGAGGCCAUAUUUUUCAUGGGAUCUGUAUAAAAGUUGGUCUGAAUGUUUAUCAACUGGGUCAUGUGGGAAGAGGUGAGCGAUUCAGGACCAUCAUGGUCCUCUUGUUUAAACUUUUGUUCUGAGUUUCUUCCCCAUAAAUUCCAGGAAUAAGUCUAUUUUUAGAUUUUCAAUAUUUUAGGUAUUUUUCUAACAUUUUAGCUCACCUGAGCACAAAGUGCUCAAAGGUGAGCUUUAGUGAUCACCGUGUCCGACGGCCGUCGUCGUCUGUCCGACCAGCGUCAACAAUUUGACUGUUAACACUCUAGAAGUCACAUUUUUGGCCCAAUCUUAAUGAAACUGUCAGAAUGUUACCCUCAAUAAAAUCUUAGACGAGUUCGAUAUUGGGUCAUCUUGGGUCAAAAACUAGGUCACCAGGUCAAAUCAAAGGAAAAGCUUGUUAACACUCUAGAGGUCACAGUUUGGCCCAGUCUUAAUGAAACUUGGUCAGAAUGUUUUACUUAAUAAAGUCUUGGACGAAUUUGAUAUUGGGUCAUCUGGGGUCAAAAACUAGGUCACCAGGUCAAAUCAAAGGUAAAGCUUGUUAACAGUGUAGAAGCCGCAUUUAUGACUAUAUCUUCAUGAAACUUGGUCAGAAUGUUAAUAUUGAUGAUCUUAAGGUCCAGUUCCAAUCUGGGUCAUGUAGGAUCAAAAACAAGGUCACCUGGUCAAAUCAAAGGAAAAGCUAGUUAACACUGUAGAGGCCACAUUUAUGACCAUAUCUUAAUGAAAGUUGGUCAGAAUGUUAAUCUUUGAUCUUUAGGUCAGAUUUAAAUCUGGGUCAGCUGGGGUCAAAAACUAGGUCACUAGGUCAAAUCAAAAUGAAAAUCUUGUUAACACUGUAGAGGCCUUAUUUCUGACUGUAUCUUCAUGAAACUUAGUCAGAAUGUUAAACUUGAUGAUCUUUAGGUCAAGUUCGAAUCUGGGUCAUGUUGGGUCAAAAAUUAGGUCACGAGGUCAAAUCAAAGGAAAAGCUUGUUGACACUCUAGAGGCCACAUUUAUGACUAUCUUCAUGAAACUUAGUCAGAAUGUUAAACUUGAUGAUCUUUAGGUCAAGUUCGAAUCUGGGUCAUCUUGGGUCAAAAACUAGGUCACAGGGUCAUAUCAAAGGAAAAGCUAGUUAACACUUUGGAGGCCACAUUUAUGACCAUAUCUUAAUGAAACUUUGUCAGAAUGUUAAUCUUGAUGAUCUUAGGUCAAUAGGUCAGGUGAGCGAUACAGGGCCUUCAUGGCCCUCUUGUGUAUUAUAAUUCCUAUGUAAAAAGUAAAUACAUUUUUCCGUGGUAACAUGGGUCGGUAAGACACUUUUUUGUAUUCACUUUUAGUGUAUCUCUAAUAUAAGAGAUUUUUUAUAUUUACUAGUAUUACUAUACUAGUAUUAUACUAGUAUUACUUAUAUGUGGAAGCCCAUGAUGAAGUACUCCAAAGACGAGUAAAAUUCUUUUUAAGUAUUAAGCUUUUUUUGACAUUUUCAUCCCCUUAAUGCAAAAAGGUACCAUGAGCAUAUGAAUAAAGAAGGCAUUUGGUACCUUUUUGCAUUAAGGGGACGUUUUUAUAUUAUUCUAAGUAUUUUUAAGAUUUAUGGUUGCCAUUCUUCUGUGACAAGACCAUAUGGUGGGGGGUAUGAGUCACUCCUGUGACAGUUCUAGUUAAAUAUAUAUUACAUAAAAACAAAACACUGUGACAUACGACAUAAUGUUACAAUGCAAGAAAAGGAGAGUACAGGCUGUAUGAUAAACAUGACACAAUUACUGUUAGCUUACAAAUAUUGCAUUUACAUGUAGGUGUGUUUAGGAAGAUAAUAAUUUCCUUUCUCAAAUAUAUCUAAUUUACAGAUUUGAUACACUGUGGUAGUUAUAUUGUUUCCAGUGACACAUGAUUUGCUCAUCUUAGAGCAAAAUACACUCAAAAGUGAGCUAUUAUGAUCGCCCUGUGUCUAUGUCUGUGGCCAACAACUUUGGCACAAUUAAAAAAAGAAAGACUUGUGUCAGAAGGUUACCCUUAAUCUGGGACAAGAUUUUACCUUUGUCAUAUAAAUCAUAAAAAUAAGAAUAGUCAAUUAGUAGGAAACAUUGUUGAAUCCCCGAACUGCAGACGGAUAGCUCGGUGGUUUGCACACUGGCCUUCCAAUCCAGAGGUCUGGGGUUCGAUGCCCAGCAGCUACUCUGGAAUUUUCAGAAACGCUUUUCAGUGUUUCCACCCAACUAGAGGUGUACUGGUCGGGAACCCAGGCAAUCCUUGCGUGUAUCUGUGCUAUACACUGGGCAUGUUAAAGAACCAGGCUGUCUAUUCGCAACGAGCUAGGCUAAGUUAGACGGACAAGCCUGUAUCUGAUUUCUGAUCUCUCUGUCAUGGGGGCAUUGUCUCACUCUGUCCCUCUGGUCAGAUCGCUCUGUGUCUGUACUAGUAGAGGAUGAAUUAUGCGCCCUGUGUGGCUGCAUUUGAACUAUGUAAAGCGUCUUUGAACGUGAAAUUGAUCAUGAAAAGGGCGCUAUAUAAAUCUGGUAUAAUAAUAAUAAUAAUA
Molecule: messenger RNA, 6601 nt
Organism: Mercenaria mercenaria
Lineage: Eukaryota; Metazoa; Mollusca; Bivalvia; Venerida; Veneridae
Exons: 2
Coding region: 97-2595 (832 amino acids)
Source: RefSeq, a predicted model, not a curated record